AUGGGGAACGCGUUAUGCUGCUUGCAAGACUCUUCGUCUGCUGCAAGAAGCAAAGAGGUGAUGUACGAUGUAAGGCAUCAGGCUAAUCACGAGUAUGUGAAUCAAACAUUUCCGAUCGAGGACACUUCAACUAAUUUUCUUCCUCAUAUUAGUGAAAGGGAGCUGCCUGAUGAGAUUGGUGAGGACCCGUCAACGCAACCGAUGGUUAAACCAAUAUUUAUGGAACGAAGCAGAAGUGAAAUGAAGUUGAAGGAUAACCGUCGUUCGUUCUAUGUUCUGGAUACACAGAGCUUGACUACUAUUAUGUCACCGUUACAAAAGUCGAAUAGUUGUUCGACGAUAUUUCUUGACGAUUCUACCAUUUCACAGCCAAAUUUGAAAAAUACGAUCAAAUGCAUUUCGUUGGCUAUUUAUUAUCAUAUUGUAAAUCGAAAAAAUCGUGCUCAUGAGAGGCUAAUGGAAAUUUUUGAAGAGCGGCUUCAUCCAAUCACAAGAGAUCCGAUUCCAAUCGAAAUGAUGUCGAGAGAUCCAGAUCAUCGGCAGAUAUAUCGUUUUAUCAGGACUCUUUUCCAUGCUGCCCAGUUAACGGCAGAAUGCGCAAUAAUCACUUUGGUAUAUGUGGAACGAUUGCUGAAUUACGCUGAAAUGGAUUUAUGCCCAUCAAAUUGGCGACGAGUAGUAUUAGGAGCUAUUAUGCUUGCAUCAAAAGUGUGGGAUGAUCAGGCUGUUUGGAAUGUUGAUUAUUGUCAGAUUUUGAAAGACACUAAUGUUGAUGAUAUGAACGAACUGGAGAGGCAGUUUUUGGAAUGCUUAGAGUUCAAUAUUAAUGUCCCAAGUUCUGUUUAUGCAAAGUAUUAUUACGAAUUAAGGACACUGGCCAUGGCUAACGAUCUGCAAUUACCACUGCAACCAUUAUAUAAAGAACGGGCGAGGAAGUUAGAGGCACUCAGUCGAAUCUACGAGGACAAACUGCAACCUGAUUUAAGAAUCACACAUCGGAAAAGUUUUUCGGCUGAGAAGUUGUUAAUCAAGGAAUACCACACUCCAGUCGUCAUAUCUUGA
Brugia malayi is the source of this 1062-nucleotide messenger RNA. RefSeq lists its product as uncharacterized. Gene Ontology annotation, biological process: regulation of cyclin-dependent protein serine/threonine kinase activity; regulation of canonical Wnt signaling pathway. The transcript has 8 exons. The record is from RefSeq and is a predicted model, not a curated record. The coding region runs from base 1 to 1062 and encodes 353 amino acids. Gene Ontology annotation, molecular function: protein kinase binding; cyclin-dependent protein serine/threonine kinase activator activity. Lineage: Eukaryota; Metazoa; Nematoda; Chromadorea; Rhabditida; Onchocercidae. Gene Ontology annotation, cellular component: plasma membrane.